AUUGUAGCAGACAAAGGAAGAAAAAGGUUCGAAGUGAAAAAAAGAACACACACACACACACACACACACAUCGAUCUCCUCUCCCCCCCUCCACCAUGGGAGCGGGGUGGUGGUGGAGGUGGUGGGUGGUGGCGAUGGUGGUGGUAGUGGUGGAGUGCCUGAGCUACAUACCUUGGUCAGAGUGUAAGGUGGAUGCAGACUGCCGGGGGAAGGGCUGGCCAGGGUUGUGCAGCCCCGGUUUCCCCUGCCUGUGUGUUCAGCUGAGAAGCGGCGGGGUGGAGAGGAAGUGUAUGCUGGAGCGGGGGCUCGGGGAGUACUGCAAGUGGGAUGGCCAGUGUCUUCCCCAUAGCGAGAAGAUGAUCUGUCUUAAUAGAAGAUGCGUCAAGGCGGAGGAAGCGACCAGAAGAGAAGGGGGAGACUCAUCCCUCCUAACAACCCCCCUCACCCCCUCCCAGGAUCAAUAUGGGCCCUCCACCUCCGGCAUCGUGGGCUCAGGGGUCACAGUGGCUAUCGUGGUCUUUUUCAUAUUCAUCAUAGUCUCAGCGUCCACCCGCCGCCACACGCCCACCCGCCGCCCUUUACCCCCGCCCCCCCUCCGCCCUUUACCCCCGCCCCCCCUCCGCCCUUUACCCCCGCCCCCGUUACCCCUCCCCUCCCAAUCCUCCGAACCCCCCCGGGAGAGAAGAGGGGUCAUGCGGGAGCCAUCUGACCCCCCUCCCCCAUACGUCGCCCUCCCCCCACCCUCCUACGAGCAGACCAUGGCGGGGGAGGGGUACAGGCACAGCUUCGAUGGGGGAGAGAGGGGGAGUUUCGGGGUGGGGAAGGGAGGAGAGGAGGGGUACGGUGACCUCCCCUCCGCCCCUCUCAUUGCCUCCACCUCCAUGAUGCAACUCCCCCCACUCCCCCCCACCACCACCAGCCCCUCCGCACCCCCUCUUUCCCCCAGCUCACCCCCAUUGAUAUCUAAAGAGUAAUUCCCCUCCUUACCCCUCCCUCUCUUCCCUUUCUUUACCUUCCCUUCCUUCUCCUCUCCAAGAUCUUGCUUCUCUCUUCCCUUGCGCUGCUUCCCCCUACGACCUGGGACCAACUUGACAUCACCGACAAUACAAUCGACAACGCGUGGAACGUCUUCAAAGAUUAGCUGUUGCAGGUAGAGAAGGCUACAGUGCCUACGAAAUCCAGGCGAGUAAAUGGGGCCGUAGAUCCACCGUGGAUGACCAGAGAAAUAAAAAGGGCAGUAAACCUAAAAAAAAAAGGAAUUAUAAUUUGAUGAAAGAGAAUGCUACGGCCGAAGCCAGCACACAGUACCACAACAGCCUCAGAGCUUGUCGCAGCCUUAUUCGGAGUAGCAAACGCAACUAUGAAAAGCAAAUAGCGCCCGAAAUCAAAACUAACUCCAAGAAAUUCUUCACGUACAUAAGAUCGAAAAAGAAAGUAAAAUCCAAUAUUGGUCCCCUGACAGACGAGACUGGAUCUGUAACUCAGGACAGUAAACAGAUGGCCAGAAUCCUCAACAGUAACUUCGCAUCCGUAUUCACAGUCGAGGACGUCGAAACCAUUCCCGAGGGCCCUGACCCGCCGAGUGAGAUCACGCCCCUGGAAAUUGACUCAAUAUGCGACCAAGAAGUAAAAAAGUACUUGGACAAACUCGACACGAACAAGUCAACGGGACCCGACAGUUUGUCCCCGCGGUUAUUAAAAGAGCUUAAACAACAAAUACUUCAACCACUCACUAACAUAUUCAACCGGUCAGUUCAACUGAAAAAGGUCCCGGAAGACUGGAAGAUGGCGAACGUAACACCGAUUUUCAAAAAAGGAGACAAAAGCGUUGCAUUAAACUACAGGUCCAUAAGUUUGACAUCAGUGGCAGGAAAAAUACUCGAAAAGAUUAUUAGAGAUAAACUUGUUAAGCUUCUAGAAAACAAUAAUAUAAUCUCCGACACCUAGCAUGGCUUCAGAAACAAGCGCUCCUGCCUAACAAAUUUAUUAGACUUCUUCCAAGGUAUAUAUAAGAACUGGGAUGCCCACAUCCCCAGUGAUGUUAUAUACCUGGACUUUCAGAAAGCCUUCGACAAGGUACCGCACGAGCGACUCCUUAAGAAACUGCACUCGGCGGGCAUUAGAGCCAAUCUGAUCGCGUGGAUAAAAGAUUGGCUCACCGACAGAAAACAACGAGUACUAUUCAACGGACAGCCUUCCGAUUGGCUUCCAGUCACUAGUGGAGUGCCUCAAGGGUCAGUGCUGGGACCCAUCCUCUUUAUCAUAUAUAUCAAUGACCUAGAAUCAGGACUGAAAUCCACGAUAUCGAAAUUUGCAGAUGACACCAAGGUGGGUGGAGAGGCCCUCACAAAGACAGACUGCGAAAUCAUUCAGAAAGACCUCAAUCACAUUAUCGAAUGGUCGGAAAAAUGGCAUAUGUCUUUUAAUGUUGACAAAUGCAAAGUCAUGCACAUUGGGUCCCAAAAUAGUAACCACACAUACAUCAUGAAUGGGAGACCUCUGCAGGCGAUGCAGGAGGAAAAGGAUCUUGGAGUCACUAUCAGCAGUGACCUGAAACACGCGAAUCACUGUAAAAAAGCAUACAACAAAGCCAACACUAUGCUCGGGUUCAUAGCGAGGAACUUCGAGUGUAAAACACCAGACGUGAUGCUAUCCUUGUAUAAUUCCAUGGUAAGACCGCACCUCGAGUAUGCAGUACAGUUCUGGUCUCCUAAUUAGAGAAAGGACAUUGCUUUACUGGAAAGGAUUCAACGACGCGCCACAAAGAUGAUUCCAACCUUCAGGGCUCAACCGUACGAGGAACGACUCAAGCGACUCAAUCUCUUUACAUUGGAGAAAAGACGCCUACGAGGGGAUAUGAUUCAAGUCUUCAAGUAUCUGAAAAAGUUCAAUAACGUCGAUUACUCCAAAUUCUUUGAACUGCAAACCAACUCAAGAACUAGAAAUAACGGUUUACCCAUUCAGUCGAGUCGAUGUAACACAGACAUUGGAAGGAGUUUCUUUUCAAACCGAGUCACCCGCCACCGGAACAAUCUUCCCUCAGAAGUAGUAAAUGCGAAUACCAUCAACUCCUUCAAAUAUAGAAUCGACCGUCAUUUCGCUGCGUCGGGAGUAAACUGAAUAACGAGGGGCUUUCAUCUGCUCCUCAAUAUCGAGGUGCUUUCGUCUGCUCCUCAGUAUCGAGGUGCUUUCAUCUGCUCAUCAAUAUCGAGGUGCUUUCAUCUGCUCAUCAAGCCCCAAGUGGCGGUCGAGCAGAUUAAAUCACCAAAGCGGGCGACCUCGUAAUGAGCCAAUAGACUUUCUGUUGCCUGGAUUUCCAUGUUUCCAUGUUUCAUUCAUACGUAAACAUAAUUUAUCUACCACAACUACUACUACUAUAACUUUUAUAUACUACAACUAAUUGAAUGUAUGAAAUAGAUUAUAUAAAGAACCAGG
This is a messenger RNA of Eriocheir sinensis (Chinese mitten crab), 3435 nucleotides long. RefSeq lists its product as uncharacterized. Lineage: Eukaryota; Metazoa; Arthropoda; Malacostraca; Decapoda; Varunidae. The transcript has 3 exons. The record is from RefSeq and is a predicted model, not a curated record. The coding region runs from base 96 to 974 and encodes 292 amino acids.